UGCAGGCACGACAGGAAGUUACGGUUAGUUCGUUUUGCUACUAGCGGCCUAACUUGACAAAUAAAAGUAAACAAGUCUGCGGCAUGAGAUUAAACAUACUGGGUAGAUUUUCAAACAUUCAGCCAUGAAGGAAGACAAGGAAAACACCCGGCCGAAGGAUAAAAGAGUGGAAUUGAAGUGCGAAGAUGGAGAAAGGAUGGAAAAAUCAAAGGAAAAGAAAGAGGCCAUGACAAAGAUCGUGAUCAGGCGAUUACCACCAAGUCUUACGAAGGAGGAGCUGGAGGAACAGCUACAACCGCUCCCAGAACUCGACUACAUGGAGUUUUUCUCCAGCGACACCAGCCUUUACCCUCACCUCUUCGCAAGGGCCUACAUCAAUUUCAAAAAUCAAGAGGAUAUAGUCCUCUUCAGAGAUCGAUUUGAUGGAUAUGUAUUCAUUGACAACAGAGGACAGGAGUAUCCUGCCGUUGUGGAGUUUGCCCCCUUUCAAAAGACUGCCAAGAAAAGAAGUAAGAAGAAGGAUGCGAAAUGUGGAACAAUUGCUGAAGAUCCUGAUUACAAGAAGUUCCUGGAAUAUUACACUGGAGACAACGAGAAGUUUACAUCAACACCUGAGACCCUGUUGGAAGAGAUUGAGGCAAAAUCAAAGGAACUUGUUGCAAAGAAAACAACUCCUCUGCUGGAUUUCCUGAAAAAUAAACAGAGAAUCAGGGAGGAAAAGAAAGAGGAGAGAAGGCGGAGGGAGCUUGAACGCAAGCGUCUGCGAGAUGAGGAGCGACGCAAAUGGAGGGAGGAGGAUAGAAGGAAGCGCAAGGACACAGAGAAGAUGAAGAGACUUGAGAAACCGCUGGAGAAAGACAAGGACCAAGUUAAAGAGGAACCAAAAAUCAAGCUCCUGAAGAAACCAGACAGAGGUGAUGAUGCUGAUGCUGAGAAGCCCAAGGAAAGGGCCAAGAAACCAGAGAGGCAAUCUAAAGAGGACAGACCCAUGGGGACUGGUGAUCAUAGGAGGCGUCAGAACAUUGAGAAUAAGGAGGAUCGUGGAAGGAAAGCGGACGAUGACGGGCGAAAGGAGUUUAGGGAGCGUGAUGUCGAUCGAGUCAGAGAGCGCGAACGAGAACGGGAGAAGGAGCGGAGGCAGAAAGAUAAGGUCAGGAGACAGGACGAAGAUCGGCGGAGAAGGAGGGAGCGGCAGGAUGGGGAGAACUCGUGCAGGAAGCGGGAGGAAGAGGUGAAAAGGGACAGAGAGCGUGGCUUUGAGAAGAAAAAGGGUGAAAACUCUGGAGACUCCACCCACACCGAGAGGAUGGAGAAGCCUGUCAAAGACUACAAGAAGGAGGAGAGUAGCAAAAGAGAGCGACUACGAAAUAAAGACCGGCCUGCUAUUCAGCUGUACCAGCCAGGGGCCAGAAGCCGCCGUGGUGGUGGAGGCGGAGGAGGAGGAGGAGGAGGAGCAGAAUCCAACUCUGCUGACAGGAAGCCAGAUACUGAGAUGAAGAAAGUGGCUGACAAAGUAGACGACUGAGCAGAUCUCUACUCAUGGCUUUUUAAGUUUGGUGAGGAGGGAGAGACUGGCCUGUGAGGCUCGGAGCAGCGAUGUGAUGCCUCUCUGCGACAUGCACUGCUGUUGAAGCAUGGCCACACCUGGCUCUCCCAGUCUCCGAUGAAAGAGGUGUGAUGCUGGAGUCCCUUAGUGCCUGAAUGUGACCCUCCUUUUAGUUUAAUUUGUUCGGGAAAGGUAACCGUAACCUUUAAAAAGAGUCUGGCUGUUGGGCACAUUUGGUGAAACCAAAGCCUUCCUGGACCUCAUGUACUCAAGGUGACCUUAUUUCAGUAUUGUUUCUCUGGCGGAAAGUGUCCACACUGCAAACAUAGGCUUUUAAUUUGUUCAUACAUAUCACACCCAAUUAUCAAACAUGUCAACUUUGCCAAGCUUGUCAAUGUUGUUUCUACACUGUCUUGAAAUAUAUUUGAAUUGUAAUGUUGCCAUUUUCAAUUCAAAGUGCACACUUUGAAAUUUGCUUUUGACUUUGUUUGACAAGUUAGACAAUCCAAAUGUAUGUGCAGAACUUUUACUCAAACGUUCCAUGGCCUGUAACUCUAAAAGAGUCUCAGACACAAUAUAUAUAUAUAUUGAAGUUUACACAUUCAUACAGUCACUGAGGAGAAAUAGCCAUUACUGACCAGACUGCUGUGUCCCAUGCCUGCAUGCAGACUUCAGUCAGUGAUCAACCUGUGGCCUUCUCGCUUUUCUAAUCUGAAUCCCCCUUGAACCAUUAAUCUGUGAUGCAAUAAACUGAAGACGGCAAGAAAACAUAUCACUGUUGUUGAGUAGCUACUUUUGACUGGAAAUAAAAGGCCUUUGUUAAA
This is a messenger RNA of Scophthalmus maximus (turbot), 2370 nucleotides long. It is a transcript of the gene upf3b, whose product is annotated as UPF3B regulator of nonsense mediated mRNA decay. Gene Ontology annotation, molecular function: mRNA binding. The transcript has 10 exons. Gene Ontology annotation, biological process: nuclear-transcribed mRNA catabolic process, nonsense-mediated decay; positive regulation of translation. NCBI's taxonomy places the organism in Eukaryota, Metazoa, Chordata, Actinopteri, Pleuronectiformes, Scophthalmidae. The record is from RefSeq and is a predicted model, not a curated record. Gene Ontology annotation, cellular component: nucleolus; cytoplasm. The coding region runs from base 125 to 1525 and encodes 466 amino acids.